GAACGAACGAACGAACGAAAAACAUAAAAAUUGUGUAUUGUACGGCUCGGUAUCGGCCUCUGUAGCCAUUGCAGCUUCAUCGUAGCUGCUCUCUCUCUCGCCAAUACAAUUUUCAUUUUGCCCGCUUCUCGGCAAUAUGUACACAAAAGCCAUGUAGUGUUCUUUUUUUUCUCUCAUUUAACUCGGUUUAAAGCCAAUAAAUGAUUUAGCGUCAAAGUCAAUAGACAGAAAUGUGAAGGCACAAACGGCAGCAGCAACAACGACAACGACAACGACGACGGCCCAUAGCACAACAACACACAUUCUUCCUUUAAUUUUUCAUUUCGUUUCGAUUCUGUGCUGUUCCUUGCAUAUAUUUUUGUUCUUUCGCCAAAACAACAACACACAACACCAACAAAAAAUAUAACAAAACAAUUAUUUAUGUCUCGGCCGCUAUUCAGUUCGCAGUGAGUGCUUGACGAAGCCACAAUUAUGAACGUAAAUUGAAUUGUGAUAACGCCGAACAAUACAAAACGUCUUGCUUUUCUUUUCUGUUUUUUAUUUUAUUUUUGGUCAUGAUCAUAGUUUAGUUUUUAUUUUCGUUGUGUCUUAUUAUUGUCGUUCGAACGGAGUAUCUUGCCUAAAUGCUUGUCCCAACUUUUUUCAUCGAUCAAGAUGAUUCGGUUUGUUGCCGCAUGCGAAUAUUGAUUCAACCCGACCGAAUUUUAUCCAUACACACAGUGAGAGUGUCCAUAUAAAAAGGAGUGCAAUCAUUCACUUUGUCCAUGUUUGUCAUGUGUUUUGUUUUUUUCUGAUGUGAUUUGAAUCGACAUUUGAUACGAACCGAACCGUUUAUGCAUGCCUGUGCCAAAUCGAAACCAAACGUUGCACGAAUGUAUUACGAUGAUGAUUGCGCGGCGCAAAAAAAAAACAUGGAUAAAAAUUGACAUAAAUAAACAUUAAAAUUGCAGCAAAUAAAUCGACUUGCCAUCGCUGAGCGGCCGAAAACAAUUCUAUUACCAAGUCAGAAUCGAUACGCCGCAAGUGUAACGUAAGAACGGCGCAACAGCAGCAGUAGCAGAGAAAAAUAAACAAAUAAAAUCUAUUUUUGUUGCGGAGAGUGCGCGCACGAUGACAGGAAAAGCGGGCUGGAGGUCAAUAAAUGCGGAAAAAGCGGUUUUCCGUUCAAUGGAUUAAGAUCAUUGACCCACAACCACAGUGUGACCGCUUGAAUGAUAACAAACGGUGGCGCGUGUCAAGCAUAGCAAAAUAAAAUCAAUUCAUUUUCAAAUACUGCUUCAUACCAACCAAACAGUCAAAACAGAAUAUAUCCCAUCAACUGAAGCAGCUCAACUGUGGCCAUAACCUAUCCCAACUGAAUUACGUUACCUGAAAUUUUAUGCGUGCAUGUUUACACUGGGACCAAUUUAUACUGGCCAAUCCAUCUUGAAGUGGACGAGAAAAAAUUAAGUGGCAAACCAAUUGAAAGUGGCUCUUCGCGAUUUUUGAUUUGAUGUACUCCCCCUACCCUGCCGUCCUCAAUUUGAUCGCAGUCGGUCUCGGUGUCGAAUUUUUGUUUGCCCUUUUCACUAACCGGCUGAAACAGUGUGUGGUUGUGGAAACAUGGCUAGAGAGUGCCUAAUGUAGAACGAACGUGUCAAUACUUUUAUUUUGUGAAUCGCGCGCACGUGAUUCAAUAUACACGUUUGCACACUCAAGUGGAACUUUAUGAAGUGUAAAUGAUUAUGAGCUUUCCGGUAAAAGUAAUAAAGAGAAAUAAUUCAUCCGACGACAGCGUACGACACCAUUUUGCAUCAUAUUCAUAGAUUGCGCAUCAAAAAAGCAAACACAUUUGCUUGAUAAAUUUUUUUUUGUCAUCGUUUAAUUGCUUUCCUUUCCGAAGUGAACUGUAUAACAAUUGGAUCGGGAUAAUAAUAAGACAAUAAAUAGGAAAAAAGAAUGGCUUACGGUGGCAGCAAACCCGACAUCCACACGCGGAAAUUGUCAUUCCUUGGCUUUGGGACUGACGGCAAUGGAGGACCUGACGAGGUACAGUUGGAUGCUGAAAUGGAAAAAGUCUUUGCCGGACCGGGUAAUCGAGCUGGAGCUGGAGCCGGAGACCAGCGACCGGAGAAAUUCAAUGUGGCACAGCUCAUCGGCGAUGCUGAGGCUAAAGACCGCGAUGCACAACGAUUCAAGGAUUAUGACAGUGAUUCUCAUCGCAGUCAAUCGUUUCCACACACUGCACGCAAACCACUUCUCAGCUCAAUGAAACGAAAAGAUUCGAAAGAAUCGUCCACGACAUCACAGUCAUUUGAUACAACCAGUCCGGCAUCAACGGUGACGGGCACACCCGUAACAUCACCGCAGAAGAGUUUAUCGAUUCGAGAGGAGAGCAAUGAAGAAGCAAUGCUAUCGGAACGAGCUGGUCACACUGAACCACAUUCGGAUUCGAGUGACACCGAAGAGCGUCGUGUACAAUUCAAUCGAGCCAAAUUUCAACUCGGUAGCGCCGGCGAAAAUAUCAUCGAAGAAAUGGAAAUCGCUGACGAUGGCACCGAUGAAAAAGAGAAGAAAAAACACAAAGGUCGUCACCAGCACUACAAACGGCGUAAAUCAUCGAUGUCCGAUCACCAUCAUCACCAUCAUCGUCGUCCGACAAAUGAAUUUAGCCCAGACGGCCGGAUAUCGGUGCAACCCGAAGACGUUCUACUUAAGGAAUCUCACAUGGAUGACUUGAUUUCACAUCGUUCGGAUGAUCCACGAGCGUUGCGCCGACAUCGAAUCCAGCCUAGUGAAAAAUUGCAGCGAACGCAACCACUAAUAUCGCCAAAAAAGCAAUUCGAUCAUAGUCCACAUGAGAUAUUUGUGCAGCUCGAUGAGUUGCAAGGCAUGGAUGAAUGGAAGGAAACGGCCCGUUGGAUCAAGUAUGAAGAAGACGUUGAAGAAGGUGCCGAUCGAUGGGGUCGGCCACACGUCGCCCCAUUGUCGUUCCACAGCUUGCUGAAUUUACGUUUGUUCCUCGAACAGGGGGUCGUUUUGCUCGAUUUGGAGGAGCGUGACUUUCCGGGUGUUGCAUACAAAGUCAUUGAAAUGAUGGAUAGCAAAGAGCUUAUUCAUCACGAUGACAAACCGAAGUUGUUGCGAGCACUUUUGUUGCGACAUCGUCACGUUAACGAGAAUGCUAGUGGCUUUCCAUUUGGCGCCCGACGAAAGUUCAGCAGCUACACAAGUUUACAGCAUUUGUGGGACGAUGAGAUACGUAAUAAAGCAAACGGCGGUUUGAAUACUUACGGUAGCACAAUUUUUAAUCAUAUUCACAACAACAAUAUUCAUGGAAUCAACGGACUUGGUGAUGGCGCUUGUAUCAAUAACAAUCAUAACAAUCACAUGAAUCAAUGCAAUGGAUCCGAUAAAUUGCCACCCGACCUGUUUGCCAUUUCGUUUAGCGAACGAAUGCGACGCCAUUCGACAAUGUCGCAUAAAAUUAAUUUGUCAAGCGAUUCAAAGCCGAAAAUUGUACCAGCCUGCGAUAUAAAUGGACAUGCGGGCAGUCAUUCGACCGGCGAUGCACGGAUUGAUUUGCGUGAAGAAACGUAUUCAUCGUCUCAGGAGGAUUUGAAACGAUUGCAAAAUGAUUCGAUUUUGAAGCGAAUCCCGUCGGGAGCUGAAGCCACAACGGUUUUGGUCGGUUCGGUUGAUUUUCUAGGUCAACCCACUGGUGCAUUUGUUCGUUUGGCUGAAGCAAUUCAUAUUCCCGGAAUAACGGAGAUCCCCAUUCCGGUGCGUUUCAUUUUCAUUUUAAUGGGACCGAAGCUCAUUGACAUCGAUUAUCACGAGGUGGGUCGUUCAAUUGCUACGCUCAUGUCAAACGAUAGUUUUCAUAAGAUUGCCUACAAAGCCGACGAUCGUCAAGAGUUGUUGUCUGCAAUUAACGAAUUUUUAGACGAUUCAAUCGUAUUGCCGCCGGGCAAUUGGACAAAUGAAAAUCUGCUGCCGUUUGAAGAGUUGAAAGCGAAAAGUGAAUGGAUUCGAUCGCGCAAAGCAAAAGCGUUGCAAUUGCGAAAAAAAGAGAAAAGCACCACAACAUCGGAUGACGAAAAGAAAUUGCUAGCCGCACAAGAGGAAUCAAGUGACGUGACCAGUGGACGUGCACGUAAAAAACGAAAUCCACUCGAACGAACGAAUCGUCCAUGGGGUGGAUUAAUAAACGAUAUCAAACGUCGAUAUCCGAUGUUCAAAAGUGAUAUUGUCGAUGGUUUGAAUUCCGAAACAUUGGCCGCCACCAUUUUCAUGUAUUUUGCUGCAUUGUCCACAGCCAUCACGUUCGGUGGCUUGUGCUCGGAAAAAACGAAAAAUUUAAUUGGAAUUCCGGAAACAUUAUUGGCCGCCUCGGUUGUCGGCAUGGUUUUUCAUUUACUUUCCGGCCAGCCGUUGACCAUCAUUGGAACGACGGGUCCAUUGGUUCUAUUUGACGAAGCACUCUAUAAAUUUUGCCUAAACAACGAUAUACCAUUCCUAACGGUUCGGCUGUAUAUAAGCCUCUGGAUGGGUAUCAUAGCCCUUGUUGUAUCAGCAUUCGAAGGCAGCGUUAAUGUUCGACUCUUCACACGUUUCACACAAGAAAUCUUUUCCGCUCUAAUCACACUGAUCUACAUCGUGGAAGCAAUAAUGAAGAUAUUCAUUUCGUAUCAACGGCAUCCAUUGCUCAAGGAGUACAUCUACGCCGAUUGGUUCCAAGUGAAUAAAACUGGGUCGGAUAUAAAUUCAACCAUUGUCGACACUAAUUUUACCACCAAUGCCAUAUCGAUAAUGCAAAAUGUAACCGCUACAAUAGCGCUACCAUCGGAUGUUGUAUUUCUAGCAUCAAAAGAUAAGGAUAUUCAAAUAAAUCAACCAAACACAGCAUUGUUCUGUACAUUCCUUACGCUUGGAACGUUUACACUCGCCUAUUUCCUGCGAAUUUUCCGCAAUUCGCACUUCCUUGGCCGAACGGCGCGUCGGGCACUCGGUGACUUUGGCGUUCCAAUUGCAAUUGCUGUAUUUGUGCUGAUCGAUUAUUUUGUGCCAUCGGUAUUCACGGAGAAAUUGCGUGUGCCCGAAGGUUUGGAACCAAGUGAUACCAGCAAACGUGGUUGGCUCAUACCAAUAACUCCCGACAAUAUUCCCGUCUGGUUGCCAUUUGCUGCCGGAAUACCCGCCAUAUUAGUCUACAUUUUAGUAUUCAUGGAGACACACAUUUCCGAAUUGAUAGUCGAUAAGCCGGAGCGAGGUUUGAAGAAAGGCAGCGGCCUUCAUUUGGACAUUGUGCUGCUGAGCUUUUUGAAUAUGGUGUGCGGUUUCUUUGGAAUGCCAUGGCAUUGUGCGGCAACGGUUCGUUCGGUCACCCAUGUAUCAGCCGUAACUAUAAUGUCAAGAACACACGCUCCUGGUGACAAACCACAUAUCACUGACGUUAAAGAGCAACGUUUAUCAGGCUUAUGCGUAUCGAUGAUGGUCGGCCUAUCGGUUACAGCCGCACCACUGCUCCGACUGAUUCCGAUGUCCGUUUUGUUUGGUGUUUUCCUGUACAUGGGUGUCGCAUCAAUGACCGGCGUUCAAUUCUUUGAACGAUUAUCCUUGUUAUUCAUGCCAGUGAAAUAUCACCCCAGCGAAGCUUAUGUUCGACGUGUACACGCCUGGAAGAUGCACGUGUAUACAUUGGUACAAGUGUUUGCAUUGGUACUUUUAUGGGUGGUAAAAUCAUCGCAAUUCUCAUUGGCCUUCCCAUUCUUCUUAAUAAUGAUGGUUCCACUGCGUCAACGUUUAUCCAUGUUCUUCAAUUCACGUGAAAUAAAUGCGUUGGAUGGUAAAAAUCCAUCGGUAGAUCCAAGUGACGAGCCUGACUUCUAUGAGCAAGCGAUAUUUCCUGCUUAGACGUUAUCCAAUUAAGACGAUUGCACAGCAACAGAAUCAACCAGCGCGUAUUUUAUUUUUCGUCAAAUCGGUGCCAAAUGCUCAUGAAAUGAGCGCUAAAUUUUAUUUUCCCGUAAACAUUUCUUUUGUUUUUAGCUUGACAAUGAAAAUAAUGCAAUUGUUCUGCAUUUAACCAAGAAACAUACACACGAUUUAUAAGAGUGUACGCGUCUGGCAUCAAUGCUGUUAUUAUUUUUUUUUGUUUAAGUUAUGUUUGUAGGCCAUUGUUCAGCGAUGGAUAAUGUGUAGAGAGAAAAAAAUGGACAAUAGAGAGACACAAGCAACACAGUCUAGAUGCAAUCAAAACUGUAAAAAUUAUUUCCUUUUCCAUGUAUGUUAGAAAGAAGACACAAAAAUAACAAAUCCAAUUAGAAUUUUGCUUAGACAACAAUUUUAACAAUUGCCAAAUAAUCAAAUUUAAGUUAAUUAAUUUCGAAUUUCGAAAAUGGUGGGAAAAUUGCCGAAAAUCAAACGAAUUGCGCAUAAUGCAGCAACAAUUUUUAUUCCGCCAAUCCCUCUAUUCAAUCACACUAUUCAUGAAAAACUGUAGAUAGAAUGUGAAACUAAAACUUUAUUUCUAAACUAAUUACAGACAACAAAAUAUAGUAUUAACAAAUGUUGUAGAGACCUAUGAAAGAAACUAGAUAAUUAUUAGUGAAAAAGAGGCUUAUUUAAGAUAACUACUAUAUGAAUAAAGAAAAAAAAAAUGAACAGAGAUAUAUUUUAAUGACCAAAAACAAAUGAGUGCACAUUGUCAUGUACUUGUUAUUAUCUUUUUUUUUAAUUUACAAAAAUCUUGUAUGAACACUGUAUCGGUCAAAAAUCAUUUAAUAAUAUUUUAUUUUAACUUUUCUUAUUAUCUGAUACAAAAUAUUUUGUAUCAGAAUAAGGAAAGUACAAAUAAAAUAUCAUUAAACGAUUUUUUUAAGUGUUAAAAAUCAACAGGAAAAAUUUAAUUGUUUGUUUCUCGAUCAAAUUAAAAAAACAACAAAAAACACUGCAACAAAAAAUCAAUCACAUAUUUUUGGACACAUACGUUUUCACAUAUUUUCGAAUCAAAGCCGAAUGAUGUUGUAUCGAAUGGUUUUUAUGAGGGAACAUUUAAUAAGAAGAAAAACAAAAUAUAGAUAGAUAUUUUCAAGGUGUAAGACGAUACUGAAUGGAUUGAUAUAUGAACGAUGAUAUGCUUUCGUUGAUUUUGUUGACCAAAUUCGUUUUAAUCCGAACGGAAAUGUUGUGAAACGACAGAAAAUAGUUCCUUUUUAUUUGGUCGUCUAGUUGACUGAACUUGUUUCAGGAGCCUCUCGACCUUGCUAUUUUAUUAGAAACAAAAAAAAUGCUAGUUUACUAUACAGAACUUUCAACAACAAUGAAUGUACCUAAUAAGUUUUAAGCAAAUCCUAUAUAUUUUCAAUAAACUAGAGAGAAGAAAUUUCAAUGGCAAAUUAAACCACACACACACAUACAUAAAUUGAAUUCAGUAUUAAUACGGGAAUAUCUCGAAACAAACUCUAACUCAAUAGAACUGUUUAAAUGAAGAAGAAAGUAAACGAUUAAAGGACAAACACUUACUGAAGGCAUAGAGAAGCAUAUAUGUGAAAUAGUUAGAUGUAGAUGAAAAAAAAACAAUCGAAUUCCUUUUUUGCUCUGUCCAAAAUGAACCAAUGAACCAGUGAGAUAAAUCAGUUACAAUGUAAUUAAACUACAACCCGUGUGAAAAAAAAAUUAAUUUGUGUGUCUUCAUUGUCGAAAAUGAUAAUGAACGAUGAUCAAAUUAGCACCAAUCUAUUUUUUGACAAAUCACACAAUUUACAUCGAUAAUAAACAAAGGAAACAACAGACAAAAUAGAAAUGUAUAAAAAAAAUAGCAACAUGUAUAUAAAGAAAAUAAUCAAAAACUGUGACAACUUAUUACCGAAACUGUAUUUUGAUGGUAUAUGUACAUAGAAAAUGAUGGUUCGAUGGCCUUUGCAAUUGCAUUUCCAUCGAAGAUUGUUAUGUGAACAAAUGAAGAAGAAAAAAAAACGUUUUUGUAAAAAUUUAUUUUAUAGAGACAAUUCGAUUGGACUGAGCUUUACUUGUGCUGUGCACCGCAUACCAUACCGCUCAAACAUUCUUUAACCACAAGAAGCGUCACAAUGUUUUCACUUUGCAAUUGGCCAAAUUGCAAUUUGAUUUUGUUUGUAUUUGUGGCUGAAAUGUGGACAGUGCGUGUGUGGACCUCUGCGGUUGGAAUCAUAGAGUUAGUUUGAACUGGAAAUUUGAUGAAAGCUAGGAAAAAUACAGCUGAAUUUUGUAGUGUUUUGUUGUUGUUGUUGGAAAUCCAAAGAAUGACUUUAACAAUAUUGUUUGAUGUACGGCAAUUGGACAUUCAAUCAAAUAUAUGAGCUGAAAAUCAUCUCUUGGAUGUGCCUACCACACACACACACACACACAUUUUGUUUAUAACUUCAGCACUCUUGCACUUAUUAUUGGCCUUUUCAUUCAAAAAGAUUCAGUCAACCAACUCGAACGAUUCAUGUGCGAGAGAGAAAGAGAUUACUUGUUAAACCACCCGAUUGCUGAAAAUGUGUGAACGAAGACGAAUCAAUAAAUAAUAUUUACAAAUUCGAUGCUACUUA
This is a messenger RNA of Sitodiplosis mosellana (orange wheat blossom midge), 8555 nucleotides long. It is a transcript of the gene Ae2, whose product is annotated as anion exchange protein 3. The record is from RefSeq and is a predicted model, not a curated record. The coding region runs from base 1939 to 5895 and encodes 1318 amino acids. Gene Ontology annotation, cellular component: plasma membrane. The transcript has 16 exons. NCBI's taxonomy places the organism in Eukaryota, Metazoa, Arthropoda, Insecta, Diptera, Cecidomyiidae. Gene Ontology annotation, molecular function: solute:inorganic anion antiporter activity; monoatomic anion transmembrane transporter activity. Gene Ontology annotation, biological process: regulation of intracellular pH; monoatomic anion transport; bicarbonate transport.